AUGACGGACGUACAACGCACACGACACGUCCUGCGCAAGUCAUAUGCCUGCGAUGAGUGCAAGCGGCGCAAGAUCCGCUGCUCCGGCGAUGAGAACUGCGCCAACUGCAAGCGCGAUAUCAAACUUUGCCGGUAUUCCUCGCCUUCUCAGAGGCUAUCGACUUUGCAGAGACGUCUCCAUGAAUUGGAACGCAUCAAAGCAGACAUGGAGCGGGCGUGGGCCGUCUACCUCCCAUCAGUCGAUCUCCAUGAAGCAUUGCAAACAAUCCGCCUACAAAACGACAAUACCGAUCCAGUCCCAGCCGACCAAAAACGGCAAAAGCACCACAACGACGUCACUCAUUCAACGGAGCAACCUCCGACCAGCUUCGCGGAGCACAGUAAUGCCGAGGACUACGAGUUUGACGAGUCGCAGGACUUUGAUAACUCCACAGACGGUAUGGGGUUUCUGACUGUCGAUCCGCACAAGGCUGGCUAUACGGGUCCACAGUCGGGGGUUGCGGCAUUAAAGUUUCUUCAGUCGCUUCCGCUGUAUUUGCCACUGAGUAGCUUUACUCCGGGGUCUUCGCUGGAUGAUGAGGAGGAUGAUUCGUCUGCUGCUGCGGUGCAGCGGAGGAGGGCUGAGAUUAAUCGGUAUUUGGAUGAUUAUUUUGAGUAUUAUCAUCCUGCGUACCCUAUUCUGCAUGAGGGGACAUUUCGUGCACGUGUCUCCGGUGCACUUGCCAAGCCCCGCGAUGGAUCAUGGCCACUGCUAUACAACAUCGUCCUCGCAAUUGGGGCAUUCGUCGGGGACUCCAAUGCAACCAAAGCCGAUGUCCCCUACUUCAAAGAAGCCCGAAAGCAUCUAUCAAUGGAUGUGCUGGAGAAAGGGUCCCUGAGCUAUGUACAGGGCAUUGUGCUUAUGGCCAACUACCUGCAAAAGCGCAACAAGCCCAACGCAGGUUUUAUCCUGAUCGGAAUCGGCUUCAGCAUGGCGCUAGCCAUCGGCCUGCAUCGCGAAUUCGGCAUGCCGAGUACUUCGCCUUUCACUAUGGAAAUUCGACGACGCGUGUGGUGGACGCUAUUCGUGUUCGUGUCCGGCGUCCAGCUUAUCCUAGGCCGACCGGCCGUGUCCCUGGUCGGGGUAACCGUCCAUCUACCCGCCAACGUUGACGACCACGACCUCGCAGUCGACAUGGAGGCGCUACCCGAAUGCGGCACAGGACCGACCAUAACAUCCUAUCUGAUCGCGCAGGUCAACCUCGCUAAGAUAGCCAAUGCCGUCCAGGUCGAGCUGCUUACGCACCACCUACCCACGUACCAGAAAGCUGCAGCUCUGGAACAGCGCAUCUCAGCAUGGUACCAUGAACUCCCGGCGCACUUCAGCCUCGACGUCCCCCUCGAACCACGCUUCGACAUUCCACGACGAGUACUCCUUUGGCGAUCCUUCCACCUCCGCAUCGUCAUAAACCGCCCCUUUCUCUUCCAACGCAUCGCAGCGAAAUCCGAUCUCGCGACAUCGUCGGGCCCAAUCGCCUCCUGUCUCGCUGCGACAGACGAAUGCGUAGCUUCUAUCUGCAGAUUCCUCGAGUCGACUGAUAACCGCCGUCGCGGACUGACUUGGUACGCGACCUGCUGGCUACUCACGGCUACUUUUGUCCAGGCGACAUGCUACAUUUAUGAACCUGGGAAUGCGCUCGCGCCGGGCUGGAAGAGCCAUAUUCAGCGCGCGGUCGACUGUCUCGGUAGUUUGGGGUCGUCGCACGACAUGGCUCUCCGGGCCAGAGACGUUCUUCAAACGGUCCUCGAACACGGGCAUGGAUUAGCCGCACCGGGAAAUUUUAGUCCGUACACCUCGACACAAAUCCCAGCACCGUUUCGAUCACUCUGGGCACCCUCGGACGACCAGGCGAACUUCAACCCGUUCUCCAUGGGCCUCGACCAGAAUAUACCGGGGUACCCGCAGGGAUCCUUCAACGCGGAAUUCCUAGAUGCGACAGCCGGUCUAAUGAUCCAGAACUUUUUCGAUAGUACCGAUGAACGACAAAAUAACUCAUGCAUGCCUGGAUGA
Messenger RNA from Aspergillus glaucus CBS 516.65, 2049 nucleotides. RefSeq names its product putative C6 transcription factor. The transcript is spliced from 4 exons. Lineage: Eukaryota; Fungi; Ascomycota; Eurotiomycetes; Eurotiales; Aspergillaceae. Gene Ontology annotation, molecular function: DNA-binding transcription factor activity, RNA polymerase II-specific; RNA polymerase II cis-regulatory region sequence-specific DNA binding; zinc ion binding. Bases 1 to 2049 code for a protein of 682 amino acids. Gene Ontology annotation, cellular component: nucleus. Gene Ontology annotation, biological process: positive regulation of transcription from RNA polymerase II promoter by galactose; DNA-templated transcription. The record is from RefSeq and is a predicted model, not a curated record.